GCUCGGAAAGCAUGGAGGUCGGGCAUGAGCUCGCGACCGGCUCGAGCUGUUCUUCGUCUUCCCAGGACUGUUCCGGAGUCGCGGUGUCCAAGGAGCUACUGAAGGCGGGGAGCGAGGGCCGAGGAGGUAUAUGGGACAGGUUGCUCAUCAACUCUAAGCCUAAUUCCAGAAAGACCACUACUCUUCAAACAGUUCGGAUAGAGAGGAGUCCACUGUUAGAUCAAGUUCAGAUCUUCCUCCCACAGAUGGCCCAGGCAAAUGAAAAGCUGCGAAAAGAAAUGGCAGUUGCUCCACCUGGUCGUUUCAAUAUUGAAAACAUAGAUGGGACUCUUGGAAAAGUUAUACAAAUGGAUGUGGCCUUAUUUGAGAUGAAUCAGUCAGAUUCAAAAGAAGAGGAUGGUUUAGAAGAGAGUUCACAAAGCAGUUCAGAGGACAGUUCAGAACUCGAGGAUGAAGAUAACAGCAUCCCCUGUGAAGUUACCGUAGAUAACAUCAAACUUCCAAAUUCAGAAGGUGGAAAAGGCAAGAUUGAAAUUUUGGACAGUCCAGCAAGUAAAAAAAAGAAACAAUGAAAUAAAUGAUCUGAAUAGAAA
Messenger RNA from Castor canadensis (American beaver), 593 nucleotides. RefSeq names its product NOP protein chaperone 1 (gene Nopchap1). The record is from RefSeq and is a predicted model, not a curated record. Gene Ontology annotation, biological process: box C/D snoRNP assembly. Gene Ontology annotation, molecular function: box C/D methylation guide snoRNP complex binding. NCBI's taxonomy places the organism in Eukaryota, Metazoa, Chordata, Mammalia, Rodentia, Castoridae.